GAAGAAGAUAUUUCAUUUAAUUAUAUGUAUAAUAUUUAUGUCAAACAUAGCUGAAAACCAGCCACACUAAUCCAAAGCUUUUGACUCAUAUUUAUAACCUCAUCCUUUUUACGUUCUUAAGAACCACUAACUCUUUCAUUCCUUCUUUUCUUUCUCAAUUGAGAAAUACAUAAAACGACAUUGUUUAUUAAUAUUCCAGUGUCGUUUUAACCACUUCACUACAGUUCAUCCCCAUUACAUAAAAAUUAGGAUAAAGUCUGAAAAUUUGAAUACAAAUAUAUAAUUUUGUGCCGCCAUGGCUGCGGCUCUAGCGGGAGACGAUUUGGCCAGAUCUUCAACGAGUAGCUUAGCUUCAAGAUCAUCAAGAAGUUUGAGAGAGAUAUGGACAUUACCGGCGCCGUUGGACAUGUUCAGCCGUAGUAAUCAUCAUGAUGAAAACGAGGACGAGGAAGAGCUGCGUUGGGCCGCCAUUGAAAGGCUUCCGACUUAUGACCGUCUUCGUAAAGGGAUGUUUAAGCAUGUUCUCGACAAUGGUAGAGUUGUUCAUGAUGAGAUUGAUGUUACCAAGCUUGGAAUUCAAGAGAAGAAGGUUUUAAUGGAGAAUCUACUUAGUGUUGUUGAAGAAGAUAACGAAAAGUUUCUUCGAAGACUUCGUGAGAGAAUUGAUAGAGUGGGAAUCGAAAUUCCAAAGAUUGAAGUUCGAUAUGAGAGAUUAUGUAUUGAAGGAGAUGUGUAUGUUGGUAGCAGAGCUCUUCCUACUCUGCUUAAUGUUACUUUGAACACUGUAGAGAAUACACUUGGAUUGGUUGGACUUGUUCCAUCAAAGAAAAGAAAAAUUCAGAUUCUCAAAGAUAUUAGUGGAAUUAUCAGACCCUCUAGAAUGACCCUACUUCUGGGCCCUCCAGGAGCUGGGAAAACAACCAUGUUGCUGGCCCUUGCUGGGAAACUUGAUAAUGAUCUAAGGGUAUCUGGAAAAGUCACAUACUGUGGCCAUGAAAUGAAAGAAUUUGUACCUCAAAGAACAUGUGCUUACAUUAGUCAACAUGAUCUUCACUAUGGAGAGAUGACAGUAAGAGAAACCUUAGAUUUCUCAGGAAGAUGUUUAGGCGUUGGGACAAGGUAUGAAAUGUUGGCUGAGCUCUCCUUAAGAGAAAAAGAAUUAGGGAUUAAACCAGACCCUCAGAUUGAUGCAUUCAUGAAGGCCACUGCAAUUUCAGGCCAGAAGACAAGUCUUGUCACUGAUUAUGUUCUUAAGAUACUUGGGUUGGAUAUUUGUGCUGACAUUAUGGUUGGUGAUGAUAUGAGAAGAGGUAUUUCUGGUGGUCAAAAGAAGCGAGUUACAACAGGAGAGAUGUUGGUGGGGCCAGCAAAAGUUCUUUUGAUGGAUGAAAUUUCAACAGGAUUAGAUAGUUCCACCACAUUUCAAAUAUGCAGUUACAUGAGACAAAUGGUUCAUAUCUUAGAUGUAACAAUGGUUAUCUCCCUUCUACAACCAGCACCAGAGACAUAUGAGCUUUUCGAUGACAUAAUCUUACUUUCAGAAGGUCAAAUUGUGUACCAAGGUCCUAAAGAAAAUGUACUAGAGUUCUUUGAGUACAUGGGGUUCAAAUGCCCAGAGAGGAAAGGAGUUGCUGACUUUUUACAAGAAGUAACAUCCAAGAAAGACCAAGAACAAUAUUGGUGUAAAAACCACCACCCUUACAACUUCAUAUCAGUCUCUGAUUUUUCAGAGUCAUUCAAAAAUUUCCACAUUGGUCACAAACUUGCAUCUGAUCUUGGAAUUCCUUAUGACAAAAGUAGAGCUCACCCGGCUGCAUUGGUGACAGAAAAGUAUGGAAUAUCAAAUAUAGAGCUAUUCAAAGCAUGCUUUUCGAGAGAAUGGCUGCUUAUGAAGCGAAGUUCUUUCAUUUACAUAUUCAAAACAACACAGAUAACAAUCAUGUCGCUCAUUGCUUUGACUGUGUUCCUUAGAACAGAAAUGCCAGUGGGAACUGUAGUAGAUGGAGGAAAGUUUUUUGGAGCACUUUUCUUUAGUCUGAUUAAUGUGAUGUUCAAUGGGAUGGCAGAGCUGGCUAUGACUAUUUUUAGACUUCCUGUGUUUUUCAAACAAAGGGAUUUCUUGUUUUAUCCUGCUUGGGCUUUUUGCUUUCCUAUUUGGGUCCUAAGAAUCCCCCUAUCAUUUAUAGAAUCAGCAAUAUGGAUUGUUCUAACAUAUUACACAAUUGGGUUUGCUCCAGCAGCUAGCAGAUUUUUCAAACAGUUGUUGGCAUUCUUUGGCAUACAUCAGAUGGCUCUUUCCCUCUUUCGCUUCAUCGCUGCAAUUGGAAGAACACAAGUUAUUGCAAAUACUCUUGGUACUUUUACAUUGUUACUGGUGUUUGUACUCGGAGGAUUUGUUGUUGCCAAAAAUGACAUUCAGCCAUGGAUGAUAUGGGGAUACUACAUUUCUCCUAUGAUGUAUGGACAGAAUGCAAUAGUCAUUAAUGAGUUUCUUGAUGAAAGAUGGAGCAAGCCAAAUACAGAUCCCAGAGUAAAAGAAGCUACAGUUGGGAAAGUCCUCCUCCAGUCUAGAGGUUUCUAUACAGAAGAAUAUUGGUAUUGGAUUUGUGUUGGAGCACUCUUUGGAUUUUCUCUCCUUUUCAACAUUUUGUUUAUUGCAGCAUUGACUUACUUGAACCCUUUGGGAGAUUCGAAAGCUGUCAUUGCAGAUGAAGAAGGGGUGAAAAGGAGAAAAAGUCAAUCCUUAAGUAAAGAAGGCAUUGAAAUGAAACUGAGGGGUUCUUCAGAGAUUGUUGGCGAUUAUGAGAAUACACCAAAGAGAGGAAUGGUCUUACCCUUCAAACCGUUAUCACUCGCAUUCAACCAUGUGAACUACUAUGUAGAUAUGCCUGCUGAAAUGAAAAUUCAAGGAGUUGAAGAAGAUCGCCUUCAGCUGUUGAGAGAUGUCAGUGGUGCUUUCAGGCCUGGAAUAUUGACAGCAUUAGUUGGUGUCAGUGGUGCUGGGAAGACAACUCUUAUGGAUGUCUUGGCAGGACGGAAAACAGGAGGCUCCACUGAAGGAAGCAUUAGUAUUUCGGGUUUUCCAAAGAAGCAGGAAACAUUUGCUCGAGUUAGUGGAUACUGUGAGCAGAAUGACAUUCAUUCACCUCAUGUAACUGUCUAUGAAUCUCUUCUCUACUCAGCUUGGCUUCGUCUAGCUAAAGAUGUGAGCACAAAAACACGAAAGAUGUUUGUGGAGGAAGUUAUGGAUUUGGUUGAGCUAAAUCCAAUUAGAGAAGCUCUUGUAGGCCUUCCUGGAAUUGAUGGUCUCUCCACAGAACAAAGGAAAAGGCUAACAAUAGCUGUGGAAUUGGUUGCAAAUCCAUCUAUCAUCUUCAUGGAUGAACCAACUUCUGGUCUUGAUGCUAGAUCAGCCGCCAUUGUGAUGAGAACUGUGAGAAACACCGUCGACACAGGAAGAACUGUUGUAUGCACAAUUCACCAGCCAAGUAUCGAUAUCUUUGAAGCUUUUGAUGAGUUGCUACUAAUGAAACGUGGAGGACAAGUCAUUUAUGCUGGACCUCUUGGUCGCCAUUCUCACAAGUUGAUAGAGUACUAUGAAGCUAUUCCAGGGGUCCCUAAGAUUAAGGAUGGUUACAACCCUGCAACAUGGAUGCUUGAAAUCACUUCCCCUCUUGUUGAGACACAACUUCAUGUUGACUUUGCCGAAAUUUUCGCCAACUCUGAGCUUAACCAGAGGAAUCAGAAUCUUAUCAAAGAGCUUAGUACUCCACUACCAGGCACUAAAGAUCUCUACUUUCCUACUAAAUACUCACAACCCUUCUUUGUUCAAUGCAAAGCUUGUUUUUGGAAACAACAUUGGUCUUAUUGGAGAAACCCUCAAUAUAAUGCUAUUCGGUUCUUCAUGACCAUAGUCAUUGGUAUUUUGUUUGGUCUUAUUUUCUGGGACAAGGGACAACAAAUGACAAAACAACAAGAUCUAAUGAACCUUUUGGGAGCCAUGUAUGCUGCUGUACUUUUCCUUGGAGCCACCAAUGCUUCUGCUGUACAAUCUGUUGUUGCCAUUGAAAGAACAGUUUUCUACCGUGAAAGAGCUGCUGGCAUGUAUUCAGAACUUCCUUACGCCUUUUCUCAGGUGUUGAUUGAGACAAUCUAUACAGCAAUUCAGACUAUGAUUUACAUUCUUCUCCUUUACUUCAUGAUUGGGUUUGAGUGGAAAUUAGGAAAGUUUUUGUGGUUCUACUAUUACAUAUUGAUGAGCUUCAUCUACUUCACUCUAUAUGGCAUGAUGGUUGUUGCAUUGACACCAGGCCACCAAAUUGCUGCCAUUGUUAUGUCAUUUUUUCUCAGCUUUUGGAACUUAUUUUCUGGCUUUCUUAUUCCCAGACCGCAAAUUCCAAUCUGGUGGAGGUGGUACUAUUGGGCUUCUCCUGUAGCUUGGACAUUAUAUGGGCUUGUUACAUCUCAAGUAGGUGACAAAAGUGUUGAUUUGGAGUUACCUGGGCUUGGUACUAGUAUUCCAUUGAAGAUAUUUCUUAAGGAAAAUUUGGGGUUUGAGUAUGAUUUUUUACCUAUUGUUGCUGUGGCCCAUGUUGGUUGGGUUCUUCUAUUCUUUUUUGUAUUUGCUUAUGGAAUCAAAUUCCUCAAUUUCCAAAGAAGAUAGUUAUAGAGAAUGGAGUUUGUAAUUAGUCAUUAUUAAGAGUGAUAACUUUGAUUUGAAGGAAAUAAAAUUAAUGUAUAUAGAUAAUCUUCUAUUUUGUGUUUUUGCAGAAUGUGUUGCAAAAUAAAACAACUUGGUAUUUAAUUUAACCCAGUGCUAUAAUUCAUUG
Cannabis sativa is the source of this 4829-nucleotide messenger RNA. Its product is annotated as pleiotropic drug resistance protein 2-like. NCBI's taxonomy places the organism in Eukaryota, Viridiplantae, Streptophyta, Magnoliopsida, Rosales, Cannabaceae. The transcript is spliced from 20 exons. The coding region runs from base 296 to 4663 and encodes 1455 amino acids. The record is from RefSeq and is a predicted model, not a curated record. Gene Ontology annotation, cellular component: membrane. Gene Ontology annotation, molecular function: ATP binding; ABC-type transporter activity; ATP hydrolysis activity.